AUGUCUAUUGUUCAUAAUAAUAAAACUAUUGAUGAUGUGCAUAGAAUGUAUUAUUUGAAGACCAGGCUACAAGGUCAAGCAGCGGAAGUCAUUUCAACCUUAUCGUUAACUGCUCUAAACUAUAAGGAAGCAUGGUCGCUACUCGUUAAUCGAUAUGAUAAUAAGCGUCUCAUAGUACAAAAACAUUUGCACCACUUAUUAUCACAACCUGUCAUAAAUGGCAAAUCAGUAAACGCUUUAAGAAGCCUAUUAGACAUUACCAGUAAACAUUUAUCAGCUCUUAAGGUACUAGAACUUCCAGUGAAACAUUGGGAUGCAAUAUUAGUGUAUAUUGUAUCUAACAGAUUACCAAGUAACAUAAUGCAAACCUGGGAAAUAGACAGUUGUAGGUCAACUGAUUUGCCAUCAUGA
Molecule: messenger RNA, 411 nt
Organism: Macrosiphum euphorbiae (potato aphid)
Lineage: Eukaryota; Metazoa; Arthropoda; Insecta; Hemiptera; Aphididae
Source: the annotation of a GenBank genome assembly